AUGCAGAGACCAAACUUUAAUGCUUGUAUUUUUGUUUUUAUAGCAAUAGCAACAAGUGAAGCAGGACAAGCACCACCAUAUUCUAACAUGUGGACCCUUUAUUGUCUAACUGAUAUGAAUCAACAAAAUCGCCCAUCACCACCACCUGCUACUGGGCCUUUCCCCCAAGCAACCCUCUAUUUACCUAAUUCUAAGGAUCCACAGUUUCUGGAGCAUCCACCGAAAGUUACUCCUCCAGCUUAUGUGAUGAUGGACAACAGCAAGAAGACCGGGGCCCCACCUUUCAUUCUCGUAGGCUCAAAUGUUCAGGAAGUGCAGGACUGGAAACCUCUUCCUGGACAUGCUGUGGUCUCCCAGGCAGAUCCCUUGAAGAGAUAUGCUACAGUCCAAGUACCCAUUGCAGUUCCUGCAGAUCAGAAAUUCCAGAAAUACCCCCCAAACCCCCGGAAUGCUAAUCCUCCUACAAGUGGACAACAUGUCCCCAGGCCACAAAGCCCAGCUUUUCUUACUGCUGCUUUCCCAGUAGAGGGUGUAGCCAAAAAGGGUUCAGGAUCUGGUGACAAACAUACCCCCUUUGGGAGUUAUGGUAUUGCUGGAGAAAUAACCUUGACUACUGCCCAUGUUCGCAGAGCAGAAACUUAAAACUGGCAGGUAAAUUUCCCUACCAUAAUAUGUGGCAGUUUUCAGCAUUGUGAUUUGUUGACCUGGAGUCUGAGAUAUUUAAAAUUA
Molecule: messenger RNA, 729 nt
Organism: Rhinolophus ferrumequinum (greater horseshoe bat)
Lineage: Eukaryota; Metazoa; Chordata; Mammalia; Chiroptera; Rhinolophidae
Exons: 1
Coding region: 1-642 (213 amino acids)
Biological process (GO): sperm capacitation
Cellular component (GO): cytoplasm; sperm fibrous sheath
Molecular function (GO): calcium ion binding
Source: RefSeq, a predicted model, not a curated record